Molecule: messenger RNA, 2551 nt
Organism: Drosophila innubila
Lineage: Eukaryota; Metazoa; Arthropoda; Insecta; Diptera; Drosophilidae
Product: CYFIP-related Rac1 interactor B
Exons: 5
Coding region: 462-1436 (324 amino acids)
Biological process (GO): regulation of actin filament polymerization
Molecular function (GO): small GTPase binding
Source: RefSeq, a predicted model, not a curated record
GCUUUGCGUGUGUCAAUUUUAGUACGUUUUUAGCUGCCGUCAAGGAAAGUGGUUGCGCGUUAGUUGCGGCGUGUGAUUUCGGUGCGUGUUAUUAUAUUUUUUAAGCAUAAGCCUUGUGUAAACCUAAGAAGUGUUAUAAGCGUAAAUGCAAAAUCGCGACAAUUAAACGAAUUUAAUAAAAGGCAGCUCCUACGGUACGUGAGUUUGUCAACAAACAAACAAACAUACAAGCACAGACACACACACACACAAACACACGCGAAAGUGCUGCGAAAAAAGAAUAAGCGUUAAAAGUGUAUGACAGAAGCAAAAAAGUGCUAACAAAUCAAUACAGAAUAAUCAAAAUAUCCGAAAAUCAAAAGCAAACACAAACAUAAACAUAAAUAUUUAAUAAUAAUCUACAAGCUGACAAACACACAACUUACAUACAUAUAUUUGUAAUAAAUAAACUAAUCAACAAAAUGGGCAAAUUACUGAGUCUUUUGUCACGCGACGAUUCAAAUUGUUGCGCCGCCAAAUCCUACGAUGUGUUCCUGGACUUUGAGAAUGCCGCGCCCACGGAUACGGAGCGUGAGGUGUAUGACGAGGUGGAGCGGGUGCUCAAGGAAUCGGAAAUUGUGUUAGAUGAGAUACAAAUCUAUAAGGGAGCCAACAAAGAAAUCCGCGAAGCCAUCGCGGAUCCCUCGCCGGAGGUGCAGGCCAAAGCCUGGUCGGCGGUGCUGCCGUUGGUAAUGAAGCUGAGGCGGUGCUAUGAGCACUCCCUGGAACUGGACAAAAUAGUGCCCAAGCUGUUGGGUCAAUUGGUUGGCGGCAAACUCAAUCCGACACAGCACCUGGAGACACAGCAGGCGCUGGUCAAGCAGCUGGCCGAGAUAUUGGAAUUUGUGUUGAAAUUCGAUGAGUACAAGAUGAAAACACCCGCCAUACAGAACGACUUCAGUUACUACAGACGCAUUGUGAGCCGACAGCGCGUGGAUUCCACAGAGAAUAUGUUGGUCAGCACGGAGUUGGCCAACCGCAUGUCCCUGUUCUAUGCCCAUGCCACGCCCAUGCUGAAGGUGCUCAGCGAGGCCACAUCCAAGUUUGUGAACGAUAAUGCCGACGAUGUGCAGAACACAACAGAAACGCUUGGCACAAUGGCCAAAGUGUGCCUACGCAUGCUGGAGAAUCCCAAACUGCUGCAACAGAUCGAGCGGGAGGAGACACAAAUGCUGGUGCUGCGUGUUAUGGUCGGCCUGGUCAUACUCUACGAUCAUGUGCAUCCAGUUGGAGCAUUUGCCCGUGGCGCCCACGUGGAUGUGAAGGGAUGUGUGCGAUUGCUGCAGGCACAGCCGGCGAUAAAGGCGGAACCGCUGCUCAAUGCCCUGCGGUAUACGACAAAGCAUUUAAAUGAGGAGAAUACGCCGAAGAAUAUACGCAAUAUGCUGGCCGCAUAAUGUCGGAGGCCGGGGUGGCGGGAGUCGGGAGGCGGGGGAUUAAGCCAAAAUGCAAGCGCCCACAAACGUUUUGUUUAUGUGUACAAUUUGUAACGUUAAUUUUGUUUAAAGAUUAAUUCGAUUUUUCUUAAUUUAUGUAAUUAAUAGGCUUCUAUUCUACGACGAGUACGAGUAUAUAUAUACAUUACAUAUAUAUAAUACUUAUUACUUAUGUUUAUAUUGUGUGUGAGUGUUGUGCAAAAAGGAGGCAGCCUCUAGUUUUAUUUAUGCAUUUCCAGCAUUUGUCGUAUUAAUUUUGUAAUUUUUGCGUGUUGUGUAUUAUUUAGCGCCUCCUUCUGAAUUAAAUAUAUCAACAACAUGGAAAACAACAGUAACAACAACAACAACAAAAAGAUCAACAAACAACCAAGCAACAAAACAAUAUUUAGCUCAUAAUUUAGCACUAAUAUUAAGUAAUGAACAAAUCUAAAACAACAAAUUGAUUAUCGAUGAAACGAUGAAAAUUUAGCGCAAAGUAUAAAAAUUAUAGAAAUGAAUAUCCUAAAUUUCAAUUUCAAACUACUAAACACAGAGAUUAUAAAUAUUAAAUACGUUUUUUAAAUCAAAUUUAGCAUAUUUUUUUGUACAUGACUACAUAAUAAAUGAAUAAAAAAUUCUAUUAUUAAUUAUGAAACAAUUACAAUACAUACCAACUAAAAUGGCCUGAACAAACUGAUGAUGAUGAUGAUGAAUGAAAAACCACACGCAGUAAAAACGCAGAUGCAUUUAUAUUUCCACAACUGAAUGAAAUGAAAAUUAGAACAUUUGAUAAACGUAUUUAAACGGACCUUUAUACAUAUACAUAUGUCUGAUUCGGACAGAAAGCUGCGCAAUAAUAAUUUAUUUUUAAGAUUUACAAAUAGAAAUUUAUAAAAUGUCAAAAUUUGUACCAAAAAAUCAAAAAAAAAAAAAAAACAAAUACAUGAAGAUUUAACUAAAAGAAAUGCAACUGAAAAAACACAAGAAAAUAAAGAUUUAUAUGUAAAAGCGAUAAGAACAGUAAGAACAACCACAAGAACACUAUAGAGAAUGCUGAAUCCAGAAUAAAUAGUUUUCACACAACAUCAACCAUAUAA